Molecule: messenger RNA, 3088 nt
Organism: Plasmopara halstedii
Lineage: Eukaryota; Oomycota; Peronosporomycetes; Peronosporales; Peronosporaceae
Exons: 1
Coding region: 2647-2886 (79 amino acids)
Source: RefSeq, a predicted model, not a curated record
CGCAUCUUUCAGCAUAUGUAUGCUAAGUCAAUGUUUAAUAUUUUAAAUAUGUAACGUGGUAAGCGAGCUAUUUAGUCAAAGUAGUACGACAAGGAGUUCCACUCACAGUGCACUGUCGACAUUGAGGCGCUUAAUGCCCGUGCAACAUUGCAACAUCUUGUCGACUUUAGCAGGUGUGUAUGGUAUUGCGAGAGUAUUUGCAGUUACAAGAGGUGACGAGAUCACAACACUGUACUGAUCUGCUAGUAUUAAUACAACUCUAAGUUAUGACUCAUUUAGGGAGAUUGCCUAUUUGUCAUGACUGUCUUACCACGUGAAGACGGCUGAGAUCAUGUUUUCGAGCGUGCUUAAUGUCAUGUACGCGCAAUGACUAUAUUGGUGAUGGUGCAUGCACCGUAAGCCAUAAUCGAGAUCCGUAAUGAUGCGGCCAUAGUGGAUUCUGCAACGAGCAAAAUCGAGUCACUGCAUCCAGCCCCGAAAUUCCUCUGAGUCUACCGUCUAAAAAGGGAACAUGAAUCUAGUGCUUCUGAAUUUGGACGUCUCUAUAGAAAGUUGACGAUAAAAUAUCAUCGGGAUACGUUCACCUGCUCGUAGUAUGAUGGCUCGACAAUUAUUUUUACUGGUAGAGCCAAGCAGCUUAACUCUGAUUGCAAUAGUCAGUGACUCUGGAUCUGAAUAUCCGCCACUCCAUCUCCACACUAUAUGGAGUACCGCAAUGAUCUCAAUGCACCAGACAUCCGACAAAAGAACUCGUUUAACCGCAGUCGCGUUCGAUGCUAUGGCUGCACUAUAGUAAUUCGAUCAAAGUACCCACACGAAUGAGGCCCAGUUUAAGCGCCAGGAUAAACAUAGCAGACCUCAUCUUCUCUACCAAACAAUGCUGGAACCAAAUCAUUGCGCAUCGUCGCAAGCAGCACAACCUGGGUUCCUAAUAAGAUUACUAUUGACGAGCUCUCCGGCAUUCAAUAUUCUUCGUAAUCACUCAUUCGAGUUUGAUAUAAUCUUUGCAACUCUUACACAUCGAUCUGUGAAGCGACAUGCGUCCUCACGGACUGGAUAGGGUUUCUUUGCCUUCCGGCCCGGGAUGCGCGACAUUAAAAUUAAGCAACUCGAAUGUGCUUAGGACCAACUGCACUCAACAAGAUCGAAUGUAUCGAAAUCCGGCAAAUUGUCGGCUUUUUUAUAAAAAGAUGAUUGAGAGCUCGUGGUUUGAAUCUUUACACACCAGCGCCAAUAAAAUUGCGUGUUCACAUCCAUCCUGUCAACAUGCGGAGAAGUAACAGCACAUACUUAAUCACUUUCUUGCAGCUUUUUCGAGAGUGCGCCGACCUACUUGACCUGAGACCCUAAUGGACGAGAAGUUUGCAGUUGAAAACUUGGAAAGUAACGUCAGUACCUAGCUGAAGGCACCAACUAUAGCAGCGAUGGAAGUACAUCGUCGGUCAUCUGGUGCAUGUAUUACAAGAGCAAUUUGUUUUUCGCCAAAAAGAUGACUACAAAUGAUAUCGGAGUGGAGUGCCCGACAAAUUCGCUGUGCGAAUUUUAAAUAUGCCGAUGCCACUUGAUGACUAUUGGGGGCACCUCGUACCAACUCGAAGCCCCCAGCAACUGAGCAUAUUCCUCAUCAGUUUGUUUACCUACUUGAUACGAACAUUUUUUAAUUAGCGCAACAUUUGUUCUGCAAUGAGUUGUAUUCUUCCCAGUACUUUUCCGUCCACUCCGUGUGCGAAGCAUUAGCAGCGCCAACGCCUCUCACAUUCUGCAGGAGCAAUCCAAAUAUUAGAUUGUCACGGCAAGCUAAUCUUUGCCUGAUCGAAGGCAUUUCAUGCAUCGCGCUAUUUUUAAUUUUCACUGAUCAGCAAGGGUUCGCCGAUAUUUGUCGAAUUCAUGACGUGCAGUUCUCCUACGAUUCCGUAAUCUUUGGUGUGAAUACUUAUCGUAAUGAAGACGCUAGUCACGCCUUACUGCUGGUAGUAGAUGGACAACUCUGCUGCAAUGCUGUCUAAAUUGAUCUCUUUCUCGGCUCAAUUUUUAAAAGAGAGACCCGAUGGAUUGAUCCCACCGCAGCUCGUUGGACUCCUUAGGUAAGGCUAUCAUGGACCAAUGAAUGUUCACUAGCCGCUUUUACGGGCUCUGCUGAACUUGCAAUCACGAGCAAUUCCGCAGCACUCUAGUCAGUCGCUUUCUCAAUGCUUGAGGCCAAAACUCAAACUGCUGUGCCAAUGCAAUUUAGCUUCACCGGAAGUUCUGCCUUUUAGAGUAUGGAUCUACCAUAUGGAAAAUAAUGCAGAUUGCGCAGUCUCGAAUCUCGCAGUCCUGCCGGUAUACGCCUCCUAAAUGCCGUUCGAGUGAAUUUCCAAAUGUCAACUACCGUUCCGAAAAAAGUAUUCCUCAAUGGGUUCUGCCAAAAUCAUGCUGUAAACUAGCGAUCAUGCCCGAGUAAAUUGUAAAACUUAUUGCUGCCGAAGUCUUAACACCCCUCCAGCAUAUUUCGUUUUCGUGACACAUCGAGCUGCUAGAACUGCAUCGUGGUCUUCAGUUACGACUUUAACUUCUUUUCCGUGAGAACUUGUAAUUCACUGGCACAGUUGAAGGAAUAUCAGAGUCUUCCAUGAAAUAUGAAUCUUCUGAAGCAUCACGUAUCCUAUGAUCACAUUGUUCUGGGCAGCUAAUUUAGACGAAGCCAAUACGAUCAAGAGCCACACAGUCUUGGCCAUCUUGGUCAAGAUCGCGGGAAACAUUGUAGCAAGUGUUUUCUUAAAGAAGCGAUACCAGCGUCACAGAAUCGAGGUGUCAAUUCGUCAGCAUGAAGUCUGGAGUGCCCAUACUGUCGUAGACAAUUCAACUCCUUGUAUAUAUUUUCUCAUUAGCAAUUACCUUCGUUAAAAGUCUUUUGGUAAGAUCACAUCAAAUCUUGUUGUAAUGGCGCGACGGUCUCAGUCUUGUAGCUCCCACAUGGCCUUGUUGCAUAAAUCGCUUUCGACGAAUCGACGCAUUUUCAAAAGUGUUUUCGAUCAUGUUGUCAUCAGCCAGAUCUCGGGCAGUUUUAAAGACAGCACCUGAGACCUUGGUCACCGAAGACGCUAAA